Molecule: messenger RNA, 868 nt
Organism: Dissoconium aciculare CBS 342.82
Lineage: Eukaryota; Fungi; Ascomycota; Dothideomycetes; Mycosphaerellales; Dissoconiaceae
Exons: 1
Coding region: 197-763 (188 amino acids)
Source: RefSeq, a predicted model, not a curated record
GGGGAGAGAGGUGUGAUUCCGACGACCGGGGUCAGCUCCCGAGGCGCACGUCGCGUGUAUAGCGCGCUCAUGCAUUGGUCGUAUCUCUCGGUCCCGACGGUUUUUUUUCAUCGAUCUCCUCCCCUUGACCAAAGACAGGUUAACCUUGUCCGCGCUGCUUCAUCUUCAUUGCGACUAGUGAGAAUUUCCCAGUCUGAUGAGAUCCCACCCUCCGGCCACAAGUCGUAAACCGCGUCGAGUCUCUCGCGAACCUCCACCCAGCCGUGCCUCUCCUGGUGGUGAACUCGCCGGACCCCCGUGCCAGACCGGACGAGAUGUGCGGGCAGACGUACGUGCACCCGCCGCCGAAAUGCGCGACGGAUUGCAACGCUGUCAUCACUCUGAUUUGUCUCGAUGGCGCGCAGUCGACGACGCUCCUACUCCCGAACAAGCUUGCAGGGCGAUCACCAUGACAGUCUUCGCCGGCGUGGCGCCAUCUCAUCAUUCAUUCCAGGUCGUGGGAGGGAGGAAAAAGAGUCUCUCGUCAAUCACUCGCUCACACGCACACGCGCAUCCACCGCAGACACACACACACACACGCACAUGCAGUCACUCACUCACUCGUCUUUUCUCACUCACACCUCACACCUCACACCUCACUCACUCACUCGCACCCACACACUCCUUCGCGCACAUCUCACUCACACUCCCCCAGGAAAGUCACUCUCGUGCUUUAGCGCUGGUCUGUCUUCGUGCAUGUCAUGGGUACACACCAUUGUUCUGAUUGAUCCAUUGCAUUCACCUCCACCAUUACCAACUACUUCGUCCUUUUGUUCUUCGGUCAUUCUUCCACACUCAUUACUUCUAUAGAAGAAGGCAUCUCCUUCUC